Messenger RNA from Plectropomus leopardus (leopard coralgrouper), 630 nucleotides. RefSeq names its product chemokine-like protein TAFA-4. Lineage: Eukaryota; Metazoa; Chordata; Actinopteri; Perciformes; Serranidae. The record is from RefSeq and is a predicted model, not a curated record. Gene Ontology annotation, molecular function: receptor ligand activity.
AUGUGUAUCAAUAACCUGAGCAAAGGCAAGAUGAAGCUGAACAUACUGGCUGGACCAUUACACGGGGGCCUUCUGCUUCUCUGCGUCGUGGGCUUCUGCAGCCAGCUUGUGUCUGCAGGCAACCAAAGCUCCCGAGGACAGACAGGGUCAUCGCAGGAGAGGACAGGGACUUGUGAAGUGGUUGCUGCUCACCGUUGCUGCAACAAGAACAAGAUCGAGGAACGCUCUCAAACAGUCAAGUGCUCCUGCUUCCCAGGACAGGUGGCGGGGACAACAAGAGCUCUGCCCUCUUGUGUUGAAGCCUCCAUUGUUCGUCAGAAGUGGUGGUGUAAAAUGGAGCCAUGUCUGGAGGGGGAAGAGUGCCGCGUUCUCCCUGACCUCACGGGUUGGUCAUGCAUCUCAGGGAACAAAGUAAAGACCACAAAGGUGGCACGCUCAACAUGUCUGGAAACGUUGUUGAGAGGGCCAGAGACGCUGGGACUAUUUUGGGAUCGGAGCGUACUAGUUACAUUUUGCUUCGAAGAUGAGCGAGCAGAGAAGCUGAACCUGGACCAGAUUGUGGAGGACUUCAGCAUGCAGGAGGCUCGCAGCGCGCCUUCAGACAGUUCUCGCUUCGUCUCCUUCACCUAA